Messenger RNA from Cylas formicarius (sweet potato weevil), 2750 nucleotides. RefSeq names its product coiled-coil and C2 domain-containing protein 1-like (gene l(2)gd1). The coding region runs from base 125 to 2554 and encodes 809 amino acids. Gene Ontology annotation, molecular function: RNA polymerase II cis-regulatory region sequence-specific DNA binding; DNA-binding transcription repressor activity, RNA polymerase II-specific. Gene Ontology annotation, biological process: regulation of transcription by RNA polymerase II. The transcript is spliced from 12 exons. NCBI's taxonomy places the organism in Eukaryota, Metazoa, Arthropoda, Insecta, Coleoptera, Brentidae. The record is from RefSeq and is a predicted model, not a curated record. Gene Ontology annotation, cellular component: nucleus.
UUACAUUAGGCUUAGGUAUAGAUCUAAAAGGGAUUAGCAUCAUAUGCCGUUGAUUCUAUAAAUAAAUAGUUCUUGCAAGGACAACAAAUUCAGUCAACAUUAAGAAUUAGUUAGUCAUAGCGAAAUGUUUACCAAAAAGAAGCCGGAACGACCAAAACGAAAUCACCAAGGCAAAAACCUAGCGCAGUAUGGUUUAUUUGAUAUACCUCAAGAUUUUAAUGCAAUUGGUAAGGAUCAGGAUGCGGAGGAUGGCAGUGAUAGUGACUUAGAAGCAGAAUUGGCUGCGUUAAGUGGUUCCACUGGAUUAAAUAAACCUAAGAAAGGCUUGAAACAACCUCUACCCCAAAGAGAAUUAGAUUCAAUAAUCGCUAACACUUUAAAAGAUAUUCCAUCAGAUGAUGAAGAUAUUGAAGUCGACGAAAAUGAUCCUGACUUGCUUAGUGAAUUGCGUGAAAUUGCGGGUGAAGAUGAGGAAAAAUCAAUUUUAGAAUCUCUAUUGCCCUCAGCAAUUUCUUCUGAUUCAUCUUCAAAUUCUAUUGCCAUUUUAUCUGAGCGUUUAAAAAAUUAUCAAAUUGCUGAAUCUAAUGCCCGGGCUGCUGGUGAAUCUAGCAAAGCUAGACGAUAUGGCCGUGCCAUCAAAACCUUGGAUGAUUUGAUAAAACAGGCUAGUGCGGGAAAGAGCAUAAAUUUGGAAGAUGAGUCAGUGCCACCAGAAAUACAUGUAACUUCGAAUCCACCAACCAAUAAUGGUACAGUUGAUGCUAAAGUGCUUGUUCCAAUAAGACCGGCACCAACAGUGCCAGCUACUGAACCUCAACAGCAAGCGCCGAUCUUACCAGAUGCAGUGCAGAAGAAUGUAGAAGAAGUGAAAAAAGACAUCGAUCAGGAAAUGUUGAAUAUGCUUUUAGAGAGACAAAAGGAAUACAAGUUAGCUGCGUUACAUGCCAAGAAAAGUGGGAAUACGGAAACUGCCAUAAGUUUUAUUAAAGUAUCAAAACAGUUCGAUCAUGUCAUUGAAGCUGUUAAAAAUGGUCAGCCAGUAGACUUGUCAGAUAUGCCGACAUCACCUGCUGAGGCCGAAUCUUCAAAGGUACAAACUGAACAUAAUGAAAUUCAGAAGCAGUCUAAUCCCAAAAAUCUGGUCUCCCAAAUCGAGGCAAAUAUGCCUGAGGAGCAACUCAUUACAGCUCCAACUGCAGAAGAAGCACUGCAGCAAAGGCUACAAGUGUAUAAAGACCAUGAAACCAAAGCAAAGGAUGAAGGAAACAGCAGUAAAGCUAGGCGUUAUGGUCGAAUUGUGAAGCAGUAUGAACAGGCAAUUAAAGCUUACAAAGCCGGAAAACCCAUUGCUUAUGAUGAACUGCCAACUCCUCCUGGUUAUGGGCCAAUUCCGGGUCAACCUACUGCUGCUCCCGAGCCAAUGGCAAGCCCAUCCAGUCAGAGCAGUGAAAAAGAAACUGAUGAAGUUUCCCCUACCCAACCUUUAAAACCAAGUCCUUCCUCUAGAAUAUCAGGUAACAAAGUCUCUACUUCACAUCAAGAAAAGCAAAUACUGAUUCUGCAAGCGAAGCAGAAACAGUUUAAAGCGGCAGCCUUAAAUGCCAAGAAAAAAGGAGAGAUUGUACAAGCGAAAGAAUUUCUAAGGCAAGCAAAGGGUUUUGAUAAACUAAUAGAAGCAGCUCAAGCUGGGUUGCCCGUCGAUUGGUCUUCAAUCCCUGUAUCUCCGGAAGCUAAAUCUCAAUUAGAUAAUGAAUAUGAUAUUGUAAUGUCCGAGGAAUGCACUGAAGAUGAUAAUAGUGAUAGUGAUGUGCUUUCCCGGUUGGAAAUUCAACUUACUAAGCAACUGAAAAUGUGCCUUAGUACCAGAGAUCACCACAAAGCUCUAGGAGAUGUUGCGGGAACAAAUAGGUUCGAGAGACUCGCGUUAAAUGUGACAAAAGAUUUAGAUACUAUCCGUCUUGCGAAAAAAACGGCCAGCGGCAUUCCAAAAUUUCAUUACGAAAUGAAAAAUUUCUCCAUUGUCAAAAGUUUUACCGAUUUAACAGACAAUGAUUUAGAGCUUGUCAUUAUGAGGGGAAUCAAUUAUACAUCCUCAAACCCCAAAGAAAUUGAUACCUAUGUUAAAUUUGACUUUCCGUUUCCCCAGGAUACCCCUUUUAGUGAUCGAACUUCAACAAUCAGAGAUACGAAUAAUCCCGAGUACAACCAAACUUUUGUGAUUCCAAUACAAAGAAACUCUAGACAGUGUCAAAGAGUGUUCAAGAGGCACGGAAUUAAGUUUGAAGUUUACGCAAAAGGCUGCGACUGCUACUGUUGCGCUAGCGACUUCUUCUCCUGUUUCAGUGGUUGGUUUAAGGGUGAUUCUUUGAUUGGCACUGUCAACCUCAAGCUUCAACCUUUGGAAACCCAAUGCGAGAUACAUGAUAGUUUUGAUUUAUUAGAGGGCAGAAAAAAAGUAGGCGGGAAAUUAGAAGUGCGUCUUCGUAUCAGGCAUCCUAUUGUUACUCAGCAAGUAGAACAGAUUAAUGAGAAGUGGUUGAUUGUUGAUCAAUAGGAAAGCAGAUCUUUAUUUUAUAUACAUUGUACUCGUAAGGUAUUGGUUUUUGUACAUUUGAAAAUUACUAUAAAAAUGCAUUAAUAUUACUAUUAUUGUAUCAUACACCGAUUCUUAUAAUUCCUACAAACGUAUUUUUACUUAAUUUUCAAUUCUUGUUGAUUGUGCCUUUAAAAUUAUCUGAAUAAAUUAUUGU